AAUCUACUUGACAACACCACGCUCAGUGCUCGCUGUUGAAAUCAAAAUAUGUCGGUUAUUAAGCGUCAAGAUCUCGCAAAAAUGACAGAAAAACUGUUAAAAAGAAAAGAAUGCAAAUUCGAAAAACAUGAAAUUGAAAAAUUGAUAACGAUGUUUGUCAGCAUCACUGGUGGUGUAAAUAAUAAGCUGGAUCGCACUAAGUUUCGUGACGUUCUGCACAUCAGUUUCAAUAUGACUGAUGAUAUCUUAAUGGACCGAGUAUUUAGGGCAUUUGAUCAAGACAGUGAUAACUAUUUAAGCCAUGAAGAAUGGGUGAUUGGCCUUUCUACCUUUCUGAAAGGUGCUCAAGAUGACAAAAUUAAAUACUGUUUCGUUGUCUAUGAUUUAAAUGGUGAUGGAUGGAUUUCAAGAGAAGAAAUGUUUCAGCUUCUCAAAACCUCCAUUCUGAAACAUUCGUCUGAGGAGGACCAAGAUGAAAACAUCAAGGAGUUGGUAGAGCUGAUUCUAAAGAAGAUGGAUCAUGAUCAUGACAGCCGAUUAAGUAUGAGUGAUUUCAAGCAGGCCGUGGAAUCGGAAAUCCUUUUACUGGAAGCAUUUGGUCCUUGUCUACCGAGUCCAAAGCUUCGUGAUGCAUUCCUAGAGGAAUUAUCCCAGGAACAAGCCAAGUAUUAGAGAACUCAUUUAUACCCAUCUUCACUCUACAGGAACAGUCAGAAAUAUUGUUUGUAUAUAGUGUCUGAGAUGUUUAUCUCUACAAUGUAGGGUAGUAGAGAGAAAAGAGGGACCUAGCUUAAUAUAUUACUUGUUAUGGUGUCAUGUGGAGCUUUACUGAUGUCAUUUAAGUAUUAAAUGAUGGAGAUAAAACUCCAUCUGAAUUCUAGAAAUGUACCUUUGAAAAAUGAUACAUGUAUCUACUUACUUUGAAUGAUAGAUUUAUGUGUGUUUGAAGGAAGUGGUCAAAGUAAUUUGUUAAUGUUCUUGUUAUCACAUUUUGUAUUUUUUAUUGACAUUGUAUUUUAUAUUUAAGCUCUUUCUAUUUCUGUAAGAAAUACUCAUUUUCAUGAUGGUGACAAUCAAUUAUCAAAU
Molecule: messenger RNA, 1086 nt
Organism: Saccostrea echinata
Lineage: Eukaryota; Metazoa; Mollusca; Bivalvia; Ostreida; Ostreidae
Product: calaxin-like
Exons: 7
Coding region: 49-672 (207 amino acids)
Molecular function (GO): calcium ion binding
Source: RefSeq, a predicted model, not a curated record